Molecule: messenger RNA, 903 nt
Organism: Triticum turgidum subsp. durum (durum wheat)
Lineage: Eukaryota; Viridiplantae; Streptophyta; Magnoliopsida; Poales; Poaceae
Source: the annotation of a GenBank genome assembly
AUGCAGCCUAGACCAGGUUUAAGUGUCGGCAUUGGAGUUGGCAGUGGAGCAGCCCUUCUAAUCAUGGUACUUGGUGCUAUUUUGGUGACCCGGAAGAUGAAGCAACGGAGGGCAAAAAUGCUCAAGAAGAGAUUCUUCAAGCAAAAUCGAGGGCAUCUGUUGCAGCAAUUGGUGUCUCAGAAGGCGGACAUCGCCGAGAGGAUGAUCAUUCCCUUGGUGGAGCUACAAAAGGCCACAAACAAUUUCGACAAAGCUCGCGAGAUUGGUGGAGGAGGGCAUGGCAUGGUCUACAAAGGGAUCAUGUCAGACCUGCACGUCGUGGCGAUCAAGAAGUCCAAAGUCGCGAUCCAGAGGGAGAUCGACGAGUUUAUAAAUGCGGUAGCCAUCCUCUCACAGAUCAACCACCGAAACGUGGUGAAACUCUUUGGGUGUUGCCUUGGGACGGAGGUGCCUUUGCUGGUGUACGAGUUCAUCUCCAAUGGGACCCUUUACCAUCAUCUCCAUGUCCAAGAACCCGCGCCAUCCCUGGCAUGGGAAGAUCGGAUAAGGAUUGCAACCGAAACUGCAAGAGCUCUUGCCUACCUUCACUCGUCCGUGUCGUUCCCUAUAGUCCACAGGGAUAUCAAGUCCCAAAACAUUCUGUUAGAUGGCACUCUCAUAGCAAAGGUGUCAGACUUUGGAGCUUCGAGGUGCAUUCCGGUCGAUCAAACAGAGACCGCAACCGCUAUCCAAGGGACAUUUGGGUACCUAGGCCCCUUGUAUUUCUACUCGGGACAGCUCACCGAGAAGAGCGACGUUUACAGCUUCGGUGUCCUCCUCAUGGAACUUUUGACAAGGAAAAACCAUGCUCAUAUCGGUCAUCCGAGGAGGAAACCCUUGUCUCAUAUUUCACUUCUUCGCUAG